AUGGAGGGUUUGACUGAAACUAUUCUGAAGCAGCGAGAGACACUCAGUAUCAUGGCCCAGGAUUCCACCCAAUCAGAGUCUCAGCUCCAUCUAAACCUGAGUCUCAGCUCCAGUCUCAGCUCCAGUCUCAGCUCCAGUCUCAGCUCCAGUCUCAGCUCCAGUCUCAGCUCCAGUCUCAGCUCCAGUCUCAGCCUGAGUCUAAACCUGAGUCUAAACCUGAGUCUAAACCUGAGUCUAAACCUGAGUCUAAACCUGAGUCUAAACCUGAGUCUAAACCUGAGUCUAAACUUGAGUCUAAACCUGAGUCUCAGAUCCAGUCUCAGCUCCAGUCUCAGCUCCAGUCUCAGCUCCAGUCUCAGCUCCAGUCUCAGCCCGAGUCUCAGCUCCAGUCUCAACCCGAGUCUCAGCUCCAGUCUCAGCUCCAGUCUCAGCUCCAGUCUCAGCCCGAGUCACAGAUCCAGUCUCAGCUCCAGUCUCAACCCGAGUCUCAGCUCCAGUCUCAGCUCCAGUCUCAGCUCCAGUCUCAGCUCCAGUCUCAGCUCCAGUCUCAGCUCCAGUCUCAGCUCCAGUCUCAGCUCCAGUUUCAGCUCCAGUCUCAGCUCCAGUCUCAGCUCCAGUCUCAGAUCCAGUCUCAGCCCGAGUCUCAGCUCCAGUCUCAGCUCCAGUCUCAGCUCCAGUUUCAGCUCCAGUCUCAGCUCCAGUCUCAGCCCGAGUCUCAGCUCCAGUCUCAACCCGAGUCUCAGCUCCAGUCUCAGCUCCAGUCUCAGCUCCAGUCUCAGCCCGAGUCUCAGCUCCAGUCUCAACCCGAGUCUCAGCUCCAGUCUCAACCCGAGUCUCAGCUCCAGUCUCAGCUCCAGUCUCAGCUCCAGUCUCAACCCGAGUCUCAGCUCCAGUUUCAGCUCCAGUCUCAGCUCCAGUCUCAACCCGAGUCUCAGCUCCAGUCUCAGCUCCAGUCUCAGCUCCAGUCUCAGCUCCAGUCUCAGCUCCAGUCUCAACCCGAGUCUCAGCUCCAGUCUCAACCCGAGUCUCAGCUCCAGUCUCAACCCGAGUCUCAGCUCCAGUCUCAACCCGAGUCUCAGCUCCAGUCUCAGCUCCAGUCUCAACCCGAGUCUCAGCUCCAGUCUCAACCCGAGUCUCAGCUCCAGUCUCAGCUCCAGUCUCAACCCGAGUCUCAGCUCCAGUCUCAGCCUAAGUCUCAGCUCCAGUUUCAGCUCCAGUUUCAGCUCCAGUUUCAGCUCCAGUUUCAGCUUGAGAAUCAAUCAGAAAUUCAGAGUGUACUUUCCGACUCGAGUAGCCACCACUCAGAAUAUUCCUUUUCGGACGUCCCCUGAUCUCUCCAAAGCAGUGGGAAUGGAUGGUGUUCAACACAUCAAAGAAAGCCUUGACUGA
This is a messenger RNA of Knipowitschia caucasica, 1389 nucleotides long. The record is from the annotation of a GenBank genome assembly. Lineage: Eukaryota; Metazoa; Chordata; Actinopteri; Gobiiformes; Gobiidae.